Tricharina praecox is the source of this 860-nucleotide messenger RNA. RefSeq lists its product as uncharacterized. The coding region runs from base 177 to 773 and encodes 198 amino acids. Lineage: Eukaryota; Fungi; Ascomycota; Pezizomycetes; Pezizales; Pyronemataceae. The transcript has a single exon. The record is from RefSeq and is a predicted model, not a curated record.
CUCAAUUGCUAUUCCAGAGCCACGAUUGUCACGCUCGGGGUUUGAGGAAGCUCCGGAGUGUGCCAGCAGCCGCCCGCGUCCACUGCGAUGGCGCACUGCAAAGAGGUGGUGCCGACUAGUUCCUGUGUGUGUGCUCGUCUGUCUUUGCGCACAAAUUCAAUGGUCCGGCCCCAUGCAUGCCAUGCCAUGCCAUGCCAUGCCAUGCCAUGCCGGCCAUGAUGCUACUCUGCUUUGCUUUACCGCCGCCGCCCUCGCUGAUGGAUGGAUGGAUGGCGAUGUUUCUUAGCGAUGGCAACUGUGGUGCCCCUGUCCUGGCCGCCGCCGCUGCUGCUGUGCUGCUGCUGAGUUCCGGCGAGUCAGGAACAACCCCACACACACACCUCGACGCGUGUUUCUUGCCUCUCGCCUCUCUCGUCCGCACUGGGGGGGUGGGGGGAUCGAUGACGAUGACGGCCACCACCACGUCUGUAACCAAGUAUCUGGGGUGUGCUAUCUCUCCAUCUCUGUCCGCUCCGUCUGCUCCGUCUGCUCCGUCUGCUCCGUCUGCUCUGUCCGCUCUGGCCACUAGCAUCAUGCCUCACUCCUCCACUCUGUCCCCCGUCCGUGGCUCGGUCGGUCGGUUGGUUGGUCUUGGCUGGUCCUCCCCUUUCCCAGUGCCCACACGAAGAAGCCGUCCGUGGCUCAAUCUGGUAGAUAUCUCCAGACUAGGCGUUGUCUGUCCCGCCGUGCCCGACCCAGGCCCUUCCCUCCAAAUUAUUGCUCCUUGCCAAUGAAAUGGCAGCUUGAUAAGGUCCGAGCCACACCUCUUUCCGCGUGCUGUUCUCGCGUCUCGUGUGGAUCCGCUGCGCUGCAGAGCAGAG